AUGUCGGCUCUUCGGAAGAUUGCUUUUCUGAGCGUCCUCGCUGCACCGGCUGCAGCCUUCUGGCGACUACCAUGCAAGUCUACCAUCGUCGUCGAACGGGUCGAUCCCAUUGUGGCCCCUGGAAACAUCUCCGGCCAUGUACACCAGAUCAUGGGCGGCAACGGCUUUGACUUUGAGAUGGAUUUUGCUGAUACCCAGGCCUCGACAUGCACAUCGUGUACUGUGCAUGGCGAUUUCUCAAAUUACUGGACCCCAGUUCUAUACUAUCAGCAUCAAGAUGGCACAUUCGAGAAAGUCAAUCAACUUGGUGGAGGGCUGGUCUACUACCUCCAGCGCUCGGGACCAAACAAGGAUAAGCUCCAGGCCUUCCCGGAGGGCUUUAGAAUGAUUUCUGGGGACCCUUUCAAACGUUCUUCUGGAAAUGAUUUUGCUUCCCAAGCUAUCAGCUACGCCUGUCUCGAUUACAGUGGUCCAGCCAAGCCCGAAACGCCAGGCUUCCCGACUUACAACUGUCCUAGCGGUCUUCGGUCUCAAGUCUUCUUUCCCUCCUGCUGGGACGGCAAGAACCUAGAUUCAGCCGACCACAAGUCUCACAUGUCAUUUCCAAUUGGUGCCUACAACGAUGGCAAGUGCCCCGAUACACAUCCCGUUCAUCUCGUGUCCAUCUUCUACGAAAUUAUCUGGGAUACCAACAAGUUCAAGGACAUGUGGUAUGGCAACAAACAGCCGUUCGUGUGGGCUCAGGGAGAUCCCACUGGAUAUGGCUUCCAUGGCGACUUCCUGAUGGGUUGGAAUCGAGACCUACUCCAGCGUGCUGUCGACCAAUGCACCAGCGACAGUGGUCGUGUGGAGGAUUGUCCAGUAUUCAAUCUGUACCCAGAUUCCACUGCUGAAGGCUGCAAGAUCGCCUCGAAGAUUGAUGAGGAUAUUCAAGGACCCUUCAGCAAGCUUCCGGGAUGCAAUCCUGUUCAGCCAGGCCCUGAUCGAGCUCAAAUCAUCGCGACAUGUGAAGGCAACACUGCAACUAUUGGCCAAGGUAAACCCUUUUUCAAGGACCUGACCAGCCAAGGUUGGGGUUACCAGGGCUGUGGUACUGACAACUACUACGCUCGAGCGCUUACAGGGGCCAGCACGAGCCAAGCCGGCAUGACCAACGAACAAUGUAUCGCGUUUUGUGGCGGCAAAGGUUUUUCUACAGCUGGUACACAAUAUAGCAAAGAAUGCUAUUGCGGUAAUUCGAUCCCUGCCUCAGCACAACCUGUCGCUGGUGUGGUCGGUAACUGCAAUAUGCCCUGUGAUGGCGAUGCUACUCAGAACUGUGGCGGUAGUAGUCUGCUUUCCCUCUACCAGAAGUGCACAGGCAGCACGUGCUCCAACGCAGCAGGAGUGGGUGGUGGCAGCAGCGCAUCAGCAAGCUCUUCUGUCAGCAGCGCCAAGUCCUCGAGUAUCAGCCAGCAGAUCAAGGUUCAGUCUACCACAACCACGACAAGACUGCUAGCUCGUGGUACAAGCUCUUCGUCGUCGUCCUCCUCCUCCUCCACGUCCUCGUCUGCAAGUAAGAUCACGCCCUCGCCAUCCUCAAGCAAGACCUCAACAUCAUCCACCUCCUCAAGCACCACCCAAUCCUUGUCCUCAUCUACAAGCAAACCCUCUUCACCAACUUCAUCUUCAUCCUCUUCGUCUGCCUCUCCAAUUGCCACCUCCACUUCCACCCUCCCUCCAAAUUGGACCUACCGAGGCUGCAUCACCGACGCCAUCAACCCCCGCACUCUCCCCAAACUCGCCCCCUACACCCUCGACAACAAACAAGUCACCUCGACAUCCUGCGUCUCCUACUGCUCCAAAGCCGGCUACGUCUACGCUGGCACCGAGUACGGCGGUGAAUGCUGGUGCGGCAACGAUGCGCCUAUAACCGCGAAACUCGACGAGAGUAAGUGUGGCACACCGUGUAAAGGCGAUUUAACUCAGAAGUGCGGUGGUCCUUCUGCGUUGAGUUUGUAUGCGGCUGGCGGGAAGACAAAGAGAGAUGGUGAGGAGCAGCAGCAGCUCGAGGUGGUGAAGGAGCAUAUGAAAAGGCAUGGACGUGGGAGAUUUGGAAGGGGUGCAUUUUUGUGA
Messenger RNA from Lithohypha guttulata, 2115 nucleotides. RefSeq lists its product as uncharacterized. Lineage: Eukaryota; Fungi; Ascomycota; Eurotiomycetes; Chaetothyriales; Trichomeriaceae. The transcript has a single exon. The coding region runs from base 1 to 2115 and encodes 704 amino acids. The record is from RefSeq and is a predicted model, not a curated record.